Messenger RNA from Myotis myotis, 945 nucleotides. Its product is annotated as olfactory receptor 2W3. The record is from RefSeq and is a predicted model, not a curated record. NCBI's taxonomy places the organism in Eukaryota, Metazoa, Chordata, Mammalia, Chiroptera, Vespertilionidae. The coding region runs from base 1 to 945 and encodes 314 amino acids. The transcript has a single exon. Gene Ontology annotation, cellular component: membrane. Gene Ontology annotation, biological process: G protein-coupled receptor signaling pathway. Gene Ontology annotation, molecular function: olfactory receptor activity; G protein-coupled receptor activity.
AUGGAUGGGACCAAUGAUAGUGCCCAGGGAAAUUUCAUCCUUUUGGGAUUUUCUGACCACCCCCAUUUGGAGAAGAUCCUCUUUGUGGUCAUCUUGAUUGCAUAUCUCCUGACCAUUGUGGGCAACACCACCAUUAUUCUGGUGUCCCGGCUGGACUCCCACCUCCACACCCCCAUGUACUUCUUCCUCACCCACCUCUCCUUCCUGGACCUCAGUUUCACCACCAGCUCCAUCCCCCAGCUACUCUAUAAUCUCAGUGGGCAUGACAAGACCAUCAGCUACAUAGGCUGUGCCAUCCAGCUAUUUCUCUUCCUGGGUCUGGGUGGCGUAGAGUGUUUGCUCCUGGCCGUCAUGGCGUAUGACCGGUUUGUUGCAGUCUGCAAUCCCCUGCACUACAUGGCAAUUAUGAAACCUCGCCUCUGCAUGGGCUUAGUGUCGCUGGCCUGGGGCUGUGGUGUGGCCAACUCCCUGGCCAUGUCCCCAGUCACCCUGCACUUACCACGCUGUGGGCACCGCAGCGUGGACCACUUCUUGUGUGAGAUGCCUGCUCUGAUCCGGAUGGCCUGUGUCAAUACAGCUGCGAUUGAGGGCACUGUCUUUGUUCUGGCAGUGGGCAUUGUGCUGUCACCCCUGGUGUUUAUCCUGGUCUCCUAUGGCUAUAUCGUAAGGGCUGUGUUACAAAUAAGGUCAGCAUCUGGGAGGAAAAAGGCCUUUAACACCUGCGGCUCCCAUCUCACAGUGGUCUCACUGUUCUAUGGAAACAUCAUCUAUAUGUACAUGCAGCCGGGGCACAACUCUUCCCAGAACCAGGGCAAGUUCCUCACCCUCCUCUACAACAUUGUCACCCCGCUCCUGAACCCCCUGAUCUACACCCUCCGAAACAGAGAGGUGAAGGGGGCACUGAGGAGGCUGCUGCUAGGUGAUAGAGAGGUGGAAAAGGAGUAA